Molecule: messenger RNA, 6416 nt
Organism: Rhopilema esculentum
Lineage: Eukaryota; Metazoa; Cnidaria; Scyphozoa; Rhizostomeae; Rhizostomatidae
Source: RefSeq, a predicted model, not a curated record
CUUUCCUUGCCACAAGCCGCUUUAGAGGCUUCGCCUUGUUUCCCUGUAAACGCCACUGGCCGCUUUAGCAGCUUUGGUGACGUAAUUCGGUUACAUAACUUUGGCUUUGGUUUUCUCCAUAAUGUUGUUGCUAUAGAUACCUUUCAUUUAUUUAAUCCUGUAGACAAAGGAUGAAACCACAGGCACACGUGUUCUUUGUCACAUGUUUCUAUAUGAAAUUUUUGAAAUAUCAACCGUUGAACUUUGUUUUGAGUUAGGCCAUGUUUGUUGAGCGAAGGAAGCAUGGCGACGAACGACUGUAGUGCAUUGAGUGAUAGUGAUUCUGAAAGUAGCGAUUCCUCUGCUGCCGAUAUCGGAGAUUUUAGUAGCGAAUUUAUCGAUGAAUUCUACGAUGUUUUUGGAGAUUCGGAUGAUGAAGAAGAGGAGUUUGAGGGAUUUCGUUUCGAAAUGCCGGAGGUCAAAUGGGCGUUGGGAGGAAAUGUGCGAAGACAAUCAGCUGAUGCUGAAACUGUAGAUGAAAGGCCAAAACCUGCAGAAGUAGCAAAUCUUUCGUUGGAUGCAAAGCCAAUCGAAUAUUUGCAAUUAUUUUUAUCAGAUGAACUACUGCAAAGAGUUGUAGACUGGACCAUUUUGAACGCAGAAAAAAAAUUGGGUGCAACCGAAGGAGAACGCUGGACUAUAACCUUGGAUGAAGUCAAAGCAUAUUUAGGUGUUGUACUAAUUGCAAACAGUUUGCUAACAACACCCAGAAAUGAAAGAUACUUCAUAGCAGACGAAAAUAAAUGGAUCUUUCAUACAAAUAUUUGCAAAGUCUUUUCAAAGAACAGAUUUAGAGAAAUCCAAAGAUUUAUCCAUUUUUGCGAUCCAAAUAUUCCCGCAACAAACGACCGUUUGUACAAGGUUAGGCCAGUUAUUGACCAUUUGCAAGAGAAGUUUCGGGAGAUGUAUGUUUUGGGAAGAGAAAUUUCAGUAGAUGAAAGCAUGAUCCCAUUCAAAGGGCACAUUGCUUGGAACCAGAGAAUGCCGCAAAAACCAGUGAAGGUUGGAAUCAAAGUGUUUGUUGUAGCAGACUCGCAAACGGGUUACUGCUGGAAUUUCCAAAUUUAUACUGGAAAGGUAACAGAUCAAGAAGAUGAUGUUGGAGACCUUGGCAAAACUGAUCGUGUUGUGAUCGAUUUGGUUAAAAAUUUAACCCACCAAGGACAUCAUUUAUACCUUGACAAUUUUUACACUAGUGUGCCCCUUGUUUUAUUCCUGGAGAGCCAGGGAAUUUAUACAUGCGGGACAAUAAGGUCAAAUCGCAGAUAUUAUCCUAGUGAUAUUCUCUCCAGAAAUGCAAAAUCGAUGGCUAGGGGAGAAUUCAAUUUUGCAUUUUUCAAAGGCCUAACUGCUCUAAUGUGGAAAGAUUCAAAGCCUGUCUAUUUCCUCAGUUCAAUUCAUGAUGCCACACUUGGAAAACCAGCAACAAGAAACCUAAAGAAGAACGGCAAAUACGAAAAGAUACAAAUAGCCUGUCCAAUUCUUGUCAGCGAUUACAACACAAAUAUGGCUGGUGUGGACAAAAGUGACCAACAAUCUGUUGUGAAAAAGGAUAAGAAACAGAAGACUUAUUAUAUGAGAAUAUUUAUAUCCUUUUUCAUGAAAUGUAUAGACAAUUCUUACAUAAUUGAAGGGCAUGUCAAGCCUCAUGUUGUUCAGGGUAAGGCCAAACGAGACCUUCUCUCUUUCAAGGAAGAACUUGCCAUACAAUUGGUUGGCAAUGUCCGUGCAAAGGGGAAAGGAAGAAAAAGAAAGAGGACAGAGGAAGAUAAUAGGUUACAAAAUGUUGGGGCUCAUCUGCCAAAAAAAGGCCAAGGCAAAGACCACAGAUGUCUUGUCUGCAAGAGAAAAAGGCAGAAUUGGAUAAAGCAGAACCCAGAUGCUGAUCCAAAGAACUGCCCAUUUAGUUUAUCAAAAACAACUUUUUGCUGUGCAGGUUGUGAGCCACAGGACACUGUAUACCUCUGCAUAACAAAGGAAAAUAACUGCUUUAUUAACUAUCACACCAAAGUUAAAUUUUGGCUAUAAUAAGUGUGACUAAUAUCCUAUUUUAACAUUAAUUCUCUAAUAUAUUUUUUAUACAGAUGUAUUUCUUUACUGUUUUCUAGUACUGAGAUGAAAGUUGCAUUUUUGGAUUCCUUGGGAAUUUUUCUUUCUGUUAAUAUAGGGGUGUCUAUACAACAUAUCAACUCCUUCUUAGUCAAAAAUCAAUUUGAAAAAGUUUGCUCGGAAUUCUGUUUAAAGCCUCAGAAAAUAGGCGUUUGAGGACUUUUUCGCAGGGGAAUUUGGCAAGGAAAGGGUCCUGGAGAAGUUUACAUGCUUUCUUUACGGUUUUUCAACAACUGUCACCAAGGCCAAUGACGCCUGCUCAAAGAGUUUCUGGAAGAUUUUUUUUUAACUUAGUUUAAUGCCACCGUGUGUUGCCAAUCUCAUUUGCACAAAGCUACAUUAGCUUAUGUUGCAAACAUUUACAUAAAUGCAGACCAGUUGGAGUUAAGCAUUGGCAGUCCAGUUGAUCAUGGUUGGGAUGCAGCCGGUAACGCAUUGUGGAGUAAAGAUAUAUACCUAGAUAAUAAUGCCGAGUUGCUUCUAAAUAUCAAUCAAGAUGCUGAAAAAGACAAUAUUGACCCAAUGAAUGACAAUUGCUUUGAGGAUGAGUAUAGCAAUGACUCUGAUGACAACGGAUACUAGAAUGUUUAUUCAAAACAACUUUAAAUGUUUAUUAGCCUUUUUAAGCUUUUAAAGCAAAUCUAUGUGUGCAGCAGAUUUUACUCUAAAAAUAUUGAAAACGAUAAAUGCACGAUUUCAGCAUGAAAAAUGGACCAGUGCAUUCAGACUUCCGCCGUAUGAGAUUAACCUUCGAAAUCAGUAUAUCGAAAUUGAUGAGAAUAAAAAAUUUACAAACUUUUUUUCAACGUUCAAAUUUUGAUGAAAACGAGGUUUGGACGUGAAAUAGAGGCUUCCUGGUACCGAAUUUCUCCGUAUAACAUCUAUUUUCGUAAUCAGCGUAUCGAAAUUGACCAAAUAGAGUUGGUCUUGCAAAUUCCCUCGAUGGGUGACGAUACCCCCCCCCUCCCUCGCCUGGUCUAGUAGGAAUUCCUUAAUUAUAUAGACCAAAGUUGCUCCUUAUUGUUUGAGCAUCAGAGUUUGUUAUCAAUUACAGGGCCAUAAGAAACAGGGGGCUGGAGCCCCCCCUAAUAAUAAUUUUCAAACUGUACUACAUUUUCUUUAUAGCAGUUUACAAAAUAGGAAGCAAAACGAUGAGCUGUCCCCUAAUAUCAAGAUCUUGCUAAUAUGAAUUUUGUUCCAACAGCACUGAUUUAUUCUCCAGCUGAGUAGUUUAAACAGACACAUUUCUUAUUAAGCCCUGGUUACAGGAAAGAAUAUUCAACAAGAAUACUAAAAUUAUUUGGUUAUUCUUGUUGUAUUCAGAUGAAAAAUUUAACAAAGAAUAAUCUUGCCACCAAAUUUUGCUUGAAAAGUUGUGACAGUAAGCAGAGUGUGACUGUAAACGGAGCUUAAACUAAAAGUUUUUCAUGUUUGGGACUAGAGAUUUUAUGUGACUGUAACCAAAAAUGUGACAUAAGCAGAGUGACUGUAAGGGGAGUCAACUGUAACUCUUUUUAUUAAAGUAAAAUAUUUUUUAUAAGAACCAGUGAAUUGAAGUUCAAGCUGGCUUGCCCGUUCUUAACUUUUUUGAAAAACAGAGGGUGGAUUGUUCUUAAUUUGUUCAAUUGGUAGUGCAAUUGAUAGCUAUUGUGGGAGGUUUACAGGACUUGUUUGUCAAUAGAGUAAGUAACAAGACAUAUUUUAUUUAUUUUUUUUCACUGAUAAACUCUUAGAUGGCAAACACUCUUCUUUUUAGAUGGAAAAUUUUUCAAAGUUACAUUUUACAGUAUCUCAGCCCUAGCUUGUUCCUAAUUUUACCAAUUUUGAGCUUGGUGUGCUUUUAUACAUUGUCCUUUUAAAAAGUGUAUAUUCAUUUCUAAUCUUGAACUCUUACAUGCUCUGACAUUAUUUAUUUUACCUUAGUCAUAUUUGGCAGCAAAAUAGUUGAUGUGGACUUGCAGAAAAAGUUAUAUUCACAUGAAUAUGUAUAAGAAUAUAAUCCCUUUAAUGACUCUCAUUGUUAUGCUGCCCCCAUUAAAGAUUGUUUAUCUACUAAUACUAAUAUGCGGAUAUGCAAAUGAGCCCCGAACAAAAGAUCCACACCGCACGGCGGUUCAACCCCUUUUUCUCCCCGAAGGGCAGCGCGGAUUUUCCCCGGCAAGGUCUCAAAUCGAAGCUAGAUAAUUGAUUUGCUAUCAAAAAGGUAUAAUGUUUUUUUUCCUGCCUUGUUUCUCGAGAUAUUUGGCGUUUUCUGAAGCAUCGUCUCGAUCACCGUUAGUGCUCUCCGUGGUCUUUGUCCCGUGUUUCUAAAGGUUCUUUCUCUCUCUUUUCUCUUACUCUCUGCAAAAGAUUGCCACACCGCACGGCGGUUCAACCCCUUUUUCUCCCCGAAGGGCAGAGCGGAUCUUCCCCGGCAAGGUCUCAAAUCGAAGCUAGAUAAUUGAUUUGCUAUCAAAAAGGUAAAAUGUUUUUUUUCCUGCCUUGUUUCUCGAGAUAUUUGGCGUUUUCUGAAGCAUCGUCUCGAUCACCGUUAGUGCUCUCCGUGGUCUUUGUCCCGUGUUUCUAAAGGUUCUUUCUCUCUCUUUUCUCUUACUCUCUGCAAAAGAUUGCCACACCGCACGGCGGUUCAACCCCUUUAUCUCCCCGAAGGGCAGAGCGGAUUUUCCCCGGCAAGGUCUCAAAUGGAAGCUAGAUAAUUGAUUUGCUAUCAUAAAGGUAUAACGUUUUUUUUCCUGCCUUGUUUCUCGAGAUAUUUGGCGUUUUCUGAGGCAUUGUCUCGAUCACCAUUAGUGCUCUCCGUGGUCUUUGUCCCGCGUUUCUGAAGGUCCUUUCUCUCUCUUUUCUCUUGCUCUCUACAAAAGAUUUUAAAACUUUUUCCUCCAGCAACCCUUCAAUUUGAACGGAGGCUUUUCAAAUUCGUUUCGCUUUCCACAAAGGAUCCAUUGGAUUUUUCGUAGUUAGAGGAGAGGAUAGCUAAUAAUAAAUCUACGUGCACUGCUGCUUGGCAUUCCUUUUCGAACUCGAAGCGAUCCUCGACGGUCGUGGUCUGUGCUACAGCUUGAGGCUUCAGUCAUUAGUAGCUGCUCUCGAUCUCAGUAGCUACGAACGUACGGUACACACGCUGCUGCCCGUUUUUUUGGUUCUGCGAUGGCUGCUGGCUGUUCCCCUUCUUCCCUGGCAUCAGAAUCGAUGGCAACCGAAUACAGAUGAACGAUCGGAUUCGCUGACUUUUUGGUACAACAAAUCAAAGAUCGUUUCAAGCAAUAAUUAUGACGCAGACGUGAUCCUCAACCCCUUCGAAACGAAAUUUAUGGCAUUUAUGCUGGCGUAAAAUCGAACAAAGAAACAAGAAAAAACCAUGACUGUGGAGAAAAUUACUAAAUCUGUGAAGAUUAGCAGUUGUCCAUGAAUUGUAUUUUGUUAAUUUGUUGUUUGAGUAAGAAUCCUUUCUGAUGCACGAAACUUUUGCUGUUUUCUAUCUCUCAAUUUCUUAAGUGCUUUGUUGCUGUAGUGUUUUAAAAGCUAAUUGUGACGAAGAUAUGUUACCAGGCCCUCAAAUGAAAUAACUGUGUAAUUAUUUUAAUUCUUUGGAGUUUAGAUCAGAAAUCGUUAACAUUUUUUAUGAAUCAACAUACUUUUUUAGGAAUUUUUAUUCUUAAGAAAUUUUCAGAUGAUGUUUGUCUAAACGAGCACCAUGGACCAAUAACGGCUAACAGGAAUAUUGUGUUGGAAAAUUUUAAUAUUUGAUUCAGAAUAAACAGGGAGCUUUGAGGGUGGCCCGCAAUUAUGUCUUAAAACAGCAUCACAAGUGAACAAAGAUUGAACGAAGUGCUUUAAAAUGAACAUUACAGCUCUAAGAAUGACCUUAGAAAAUAUUUAAAAAAAGCCCCUUUAAGUCGACAAGGGCUAAGAGUGUACGACUAGAAAAUUUUAAAAUUUGUUGGAGAACUUUAAAAUUUGAUUCUGACUAAAUAGGAGAACUUUUAGGAAUAACCCAUGAAAUUAUGUCAACGAGGAUUAAUAAUUGGUGGGGGCAGGCAGAAGCAUGUUGUUGUCAAGCUUUAAAGUAGAAUUCAGAAUAAUAAGCAGAGCUUUUAGAUAAGCCUGCAAAGUAUUUCAACGAUUCAUCGAGAGAUAAAAAAAGAUGGACACUUAAAAACAUUGCAAUUAGAAUAAACAGGAGAAAUGAAGAGGGUAACACGUGAAAAUAUUUAAACGAGGACCACGAAUAGACCGGGGCUUGCAAAAUGUUUUUAAACAUAUUUCAA